UCGAGCGAGUCAGGCGGAAGUGCCGCACAACAGCUGAUCAAACACGUGACUCUGAACGGCCAGCCAGCGCGAGGCUUGAAGCGUCUCUGCGGGUGAUGGAGUCUCUCUGGCUCUGUGGCAGCUGCAGGAAGCUUUGCAUGGCCCUGAGGUUCACCAAAAGAGACUGAGAUGCACACCGUGGGUCCUCCUCUUUGCGCAAAAUCUCUGAAAACAGCAACUUCAUCCUGGCCAAUGCACAAGUGUCCAAAGGCUUUCCCAUCGUGUACUGCUCUGAUGGAUUCUGUGAGCUCACUGGAUUUGUGCGCACUGAGGUCAUGCAGCAGAGCUGUGCGUGCAAGUUCCUGUAUGGACCAGAGACCAGCGAGCACAUCAUACUUCAUGUGGACGCUGCACUUGAGGAGCGGAGCGAGCUCAAAGAGGAGAUCAUGUUCUACAAAAAGAAUGGUAGUGUUUUCUGGUGUCUGCUGGAUAUUGUGCCUAUAAAGAAUGAGAAAGGAGAUGUGGUCCUAUUCCUCGCCUCUUUUAAAGACAUCACCGACACCAAAGCCAAGUCUAUCCUUGAGGAGAAAAAAGAAGAGUGCCGACGCGAGAAGGUCAAGGGCGGGUCUCCGUUCGGCUCCACUCGACUGCGAUCCAGCACAGUUCUGUACCAGAUUUCAGGACAUCUCCACAGCCGUCAAAAACAGAGUAAAAUAAAAAUUAACAAGAAUGUGUUUGGUGAUCCACCGGCUCUUCCUGAAUAUAAAGUUGCUGAUGCCAAGAAGUCAAGAUUUAUUCUGCUCCACUUUAGCACCUUCAAAGCAGGCUGGGAUUGGCUGAUUCUUCUGGCUACGUUCUAUGUCGCUGUGACCGUGCCGUAUAACGUCUGUUUUAUUGGUGAUCAAGACUUGACUCGUAGCACCACGGUCACCGACAUUGCAGUUGAGAUUCUUUUUAUUAUAGACAUAGUGUUCAGUUUCCGCACCACAUACGUGAGCAAGUCGGGCCAGGUGAUCUUUGACGCACGGCAGAUCUGCAUCCAUUACAUGACCACCUGGUUCAUCAUCGACCUGGUUGCCGCUCUACCCUUUGAUCUUCUUUACGCUUUUAAAGUCAGCGUGGUGUCAGUGGUCCAUCUGCUGAAGACCGUACGCUUGCUGAGACUCCUGCGUCUGCUGCAGAAGAUGGACCGUUACUCUCAGCACAGUACGGUGGUGCUGACUCUGCUCAUGUCCAUGUUUGCACUUCUGGCUCACUGGAUGGCUUGCAUCUGGUACAUCAUCGGCAAGAAAGAGGUGGAGAGCAAUGCAGACACCUGGGAUAUAGGCUGGCUGCACGAGCUCGGGAAGCGGCUGGAGUCUCCAUACGAGGAGGUGGGCACGGGCGCGGUCAAUGGAACGGUGAGCAAUGGACCGUCUUUACGAAGCAUCUACAUCGCAGCGCUGUAUUUCACCCUCAGCAGCCUGACCAGCGUGGGCUUCGGAAACGUCUCUGCCAACACAGACGCAGAGAAGAUCUUCUCCAUCUGCACCAUGCUCAUUGGAGCGUUGAUGCACGCUCUGGUCUUCGGUAAUGUGACGGCCAUCAUCCAGCGCAUGUACUCGCGCUGGUCCUCUUACCACACGCGCACCAAAGACCUGAAGGAUUUCAUCCGUGUGCACCACCUGCCCCAGAGCCUCAAACAGCGCAUGCUGGAAUACUUUCAGACCACCUGGUCCGUCAACAACGGCAUCGACUCUAAUGAGCUAUUAAAGGACUUUCCUGAUGAGUUGCGUUCAGACAUCGCGAUGCAUCUAAAUAAAGAAAUCCUGGAGCUGUCUGUCUUCUCUUCUCUGAGUCGCGGAUGUCUCCGUUCUCUCUCCCUGCAUAUAAAGACCUGGUUCUGCGCGCCGGGCGAGUAUCUGCUGCGGCAAGGAGAUGCUCUGCAAGCUCUUUUCUUCGUCUGCUCUGGCUCUAUGGAGGUGCUGAAGGACAACAUGGUGCUAGCUAUCCUCGGCAAGGGCGACCUGAUUGGCGCAAACAUGUCCAUGGGUGACCUUGUCAUAAAGACGAACGCUGACGUGAAGGCUCUGACGUACUGCGACUUGCAGUGCAUCAAUCUGAGGGGUCUGUACGAGGUGCUCGACCUGUAUCCUGAAUACUCCCACCGCUUCGUUCAAGACAUCACACACGAUCUCACCUACAACCUGAGAGAAGGUCAAGAGAGCCACUUGGAGGGACGGGGAAACGGAGACGUGAUCCAGUGCUAUCCACCAAUAGCUGAGCAGCCAGACGAGCUGGAUGACGAAGAGGAUGAACAGAACCAAUAUCUCAGCGGUGGAACCAAACAAAAAACCUACACACAGAAAAACGAUGCCAAAACCAGCAAAAAGCUCCACAUUCAGCACACCACUGUUCCAAAGCCUGACCUCGCAAAUCUCAGUCCAAGGGUUGUAGACGGAACCGAGGACAACGGUGGUGCAGAAAAUUCCCAUACGUUCAUAUUUUCCUCUGGUCACCAGCACACCAUCAGUACUCCAGCUAAUACUACCACAAGUGCUGCAGAUUUAGCAGCAAAAUCAGAGGAGACCAGAGGACAGUUACGACACCUCAACCAAGAGGUGAACUCUCUAGGAAGAGAAGUGGCCGAGCUAGGACGAGUCAUGCGCAGUCUUGCUUUUCUCAUUGAAUCUAUGAUGGCCUCUCAAACACCAGGUGUCUGUACAUCAACGUUUACCUCGGGACGUCCCUCUCCUCACGUCCCGUUCCAGGGACAGGGUUCCUCCUGGGCCAGCCCACCCUUUCCUUCACCAAUGCACCCUGGGAUAUGUCCAGGAGGACUAACGUCGCUUUCAGUCAGACCGCAAGAACUGCAGCGCCCCACCCUCUCUCCUGGCUCCUCGGCUGGAUCUUUUCCUGUCGCGCUUUCAGCUUCCCCCCAUACGGACAGAUCCAAAGAGCCCUUACUGGCCUACCACAGCGCAGUCGCUCGGACCCGAUCGCAGAGUUUGGAAACACCCAUUCUGGAUCAUCACCGACACAUUUUGUACAACCCUGGGACAUUACCCAGAGCUGGACAAACAUCAUUGGGGGACGGGCAGGAUAUCAGGUCUCUGGGCUUGUAGCAAUCAACCUUUAAAAGGGAAUCGUGUGGACAUUCUAGUGGAUACGGUGUGUUGACCUGGACUCAGGACUGGACUGAUAAGAUGAGUGAUACACUCGCCGCCAAAGCCACAGAGCAUGUUUCCUUUGGGGAUAUACAUGUUUACCAUCUCAGUUUUUAAGAUAAUCUUUCUGAAGGCAUGUCUUUCGGUGUUAGAAACUAAAGGGAUAUCUCUUACCAGAAGAGCUGGUUUCUCAACGGCAGAGAUGUUCAUUAAUCUGAUGUUCAUUGUGUCCCUUCUAGAUGUUAAUCCCUCAGAAAUGUUUUUUAGAAACAGAAUACUGAAUAAACUCCAAUUUUAUGCUUUUAUUUCAGCGAAAAGAGGCAAGACGUACUGCAGGUUAUCUGUUCUACUGAAGUGUCUGGACGUUAAACCUCUAAAUAAGUGAAAUGAGAACUUUCUAAGCAAGCCCUUUGAUUUAUACACAAAAAUGUGUGGUUUUGCUGCUUGUCUAACAUAUUUACAGUCAAAUGCAUGCUUAUAAAUAUAAGUUCAAUGCAUGGGGACGAUUCAUUUUUAGAUUGACUGACCACAGGUUCCGACAUUGUGCAACGUACCUCAAAUUACAAAAACAGUUUGAAUCAAUAUCAUCGCUGUCCUUUCAAAACCUCGGAUGUCCACAAGUGCUGUUUUUUAGGAAACAGAAAAAACACUGUACAUUUUAAAAUGAUUAAAUGCUGUAUUGUCAAAGUUGACAAGCACUUUUUAAUACUUUUUACCAGUUAGAUACAGUGAGGGAAAUAAUUAUUUGAUCCCCUGCUGAUUUUGUAAGUUU
Triplophysa rosa is the source of this 3897-nucleotide messenger RNA. It is a transcript of the gene kcnh8, whose product is annotated as potassium voltage-gated channel, subfamily H (eag-related), member 8. Gene Ontology annotation, molecular function: voltage-gated potassium channel activity. The coding region runs from base 315 to 3083 and encodes 922 amino acids. NCBI's taxonomy places the organism in Eukaryota, Metazoa, Chordata, Actinopteri, Cypriniformes, Nemacheilidae. Gene Ontology annotation, cellular component: membrane. The record is from RefSeq and is a predicted model, not a curated record. Gene Ontology annotation, biological process: potassium ion transmembrane transport; regulation of membrane potential. The transcript has 16 exons.